AUGAAAGUUGGUCAGCGCGAAGGAGACCUUCCAGAGAAGGUAAACGCGUCCGAAGAAGUUCUCGACGAUCACGCGAUCGGAAGAGGUGGCAUUGUGGCGGUCAAGGUCGUGACGAUCGAGGGUGCCGUUGACAGGACGCUUCUUGGGAUGAAUUGCGCGGAUGUCGUUGGCAAGACCAAUAUACCCCUUGUCGACGAGGACAGCCCACUGGCUUCCAAAGGUUUGAAAGAGUUUGCCAUUGUCGUUGAUUGUCAGGUCAUGCUCAUCCUUGGCUAG
Messenger RNA from Aphanomyces invadans, 276 nucleotides. RefSeq lists its product as hypothetical. Bases 1 to 276 code for a protein of 91 amino acids. The transcript is spliced from 2 exons. The record is from RefSeq and is a predicted model, not a curated record. Lineage: Eukaryota; Oomycota; Saprolegniomycetes; Saprolegniales; Verrucalvaceae.